Messenger RNA from Triticum aestivum (bread wheat), 2815 nucleotides. Its product is annotated as nucleolar MIF4G domain-containing protein 1. Bases 324 to 2636 code for a protein of 770 amino acids. Gene Ontology annotation, biological process: ribosomal small subunit biogenesis. The record is from RefSeq and is a predicted model, not a curated record. The transcript is spliced from 13 exons. Lineage: Eukaryota; Viridiplantae; Streptophyta; Magnoliopsida; Poales; Poaceae. Gene Ontology annotation, molecular function: RNA binding; protein binding. Gene Ontology annotation, cellular component: nucleolus.
GUUUACAGGUGUAUUGGGCCCCAAAACGGCGAACCAAGCGGGGCCGAAGGGUUUCUCUAUCCAUCGUCCCCGCCGCCGCCUGCUCGCUAACCUUUCGUCCAAGCCGCCGGAUCGCCACAGCAGCCGCCGGCCCCCGCGGCGCCGCCACUGGCCAGCGGCACAAAUCGCCCGCUGCCCACCGCCCACGGACGACCAGCCCACCGGCACACAGCAGCACGCGGACGGCGAGUUGGCCGACCCACGACCCCACGCCGCACGUAUUUUGCUCUGACUGAGUGGCAAGCAAGGAGGGCAGGAGCGUGGAUCAGAUUGGAGGAGAAAUCAUGACUGGAAAGGAAGAGCAGAAGUCUCGCAAGGAGAAGCGAAAGGAAGCGAGAUCGGAGAAGCACAAGCUGCGGUUUCUCUCUUGGGUUCAGCACCAGGGUGGCAAAAAUAAGAAGACGACAGUGGUGUCCAUGGAACCUAGUCCAGCAGAGGAGGUAAAACCAAAGAAAGAACCCAAGAAGAGGAGGAGGGAGCCUGAGGAUAGCCACAAGCCCAAGUCCAAAUUCCAGGAGUAUCUUGAAAUGGAGAUGGGUGGUGCUGCCGUGGGCAGAGAGGAGGAUCUGGAGAUGGAGAAGAAGCUUGCAAAAAAGCUCAGGGUGAAAAAAGGAAAGCUGGGAGGUCCAGAUGAUGGUAUGGACGAUCUUUUUGCGGACCUCGGAUUUUGCGGUGACUAUGGUUCGGAUGGUGAAACAAAAGAUACUAAACCAGAAAAGAAAAAACGGAGCAGGAAAAAUAAGAAUGUGAAAGAUGAUGCCAUGGAGGAGGGCAGUGGGAAGGUAGUGGAUGAUAAUAAGGUAGACAAGAAGAAAAAAAAGAGGAAAAAUAAGAAAGUGAAGGACGAUGCUUCGGAGGAACCAGGUGGUGGAGGUGUGGAAAUGGCUGAAGAAAGUGAUGUAUCAGUUCACGAAUCUGAGGAUGAAGAGCCUAAUGUGGUUGAAACACCCCCGGUGUCAAAGGCGAAGUAUGUACCUCCUAGUCUCCGUGCUAUUUCUAGUUCAGAAUCAGAAGAAAUCUCUCUGUUACGCCGGAGAGUGAGAGGACUUCUGAACAGGCUUUCGGAGUCCAAUGUGGAGUCUAUUACUCAGGAAGUUGCUGCAAUUUUUCGUUCGGUUCCACGAGGUGUUGGCUGUCAGUUAAUUGGUGAUGAAGUUUUGGCAAGUUGUUCCCGGGGACCUCGUGGAAACGAACAGUAUGCUGCUGUAUUUGCAGCCUUUAUUGCUGGUAUGACAUGCUUGGUUGGUAUGGACUUUAGUGCCAAAAUCCUUUCCUCUCUUGCGAAAUCUUUUGAGGAUGAGCACUCAAAAGACGAUGGGUUAUCAGUGAGAAAUCUUAUGUUACUUUUCUCUUAUUUGUGCAUAUUCGACGUCAUUGCAUGGUCUGUGGUCUCACUGGAACCUAUAGCGUGCUCUUUUUUAUAUAAACAUGUCAGAGUAAGUUCUGAUGAUUUUGUUUAUUGUUGCAGCGAUCUUGUGUAUGAUCUUCUCUCAGUGCUGAGUGAGCGCUUGACAGAGCUGGAUGUCUCAACAGUGUUAACCAUCCUGCAGUGCUGUGGAAUGAAGCUGCGGGGAGAUGACCCAGGUGCAAUGAAAGAUUUUGUACUCAGCAUUCAGAACUCGGUAAGGCAGUCCAAAUUGCGCUCAGCUGGCCGAGAAGAUGGAAAAGCAGAUCUACAUAGUAAACGAAUGGAGUUUAUGCUUGAGACGAUAUGUGACAUUAAGAACAACAAGAAAAGGUCCAAAGAGGAUCCUUCACAGCAUACCCGUGUAAAAAAGUGGCUUCAAAAGCUAAAGUCAGAAGAUAUCCUCUUGCGCGGGCUAAAAUGGAGUAAGCUGUUGGAUCCUGAGAAAAAAGGGCAGUGGUGGUUGUCAGGGGAUGUAUCGUCCACAGCAGGCAAUGUUGAAGAUGUUGCAGCAGUUAUCAGCAAGGAGGUUGUAGAGGCACAGAAACUGGUUCAGCUUGCAGCCGCCCAGCGGAUGAACACAGAUAUACGAAGAGCAAUCUUUUGCAUCAUAAUGAGCGCUGAAGACUAUGUAGACGCUUUUGACAAGAUCCUGAGGCUGGACCUAUCUGGGAAGCAGGAUCGAGAAAUUAUGAGAGUCAUUGUUGACUGUUGUCUGCAAGAAAAGACUUUCAAUAAAUAUUACACAGUCCUUGCCUCCAAGCUAUGCAGCCAUGAUAAGAAUCAUAAGUUCAGUUUACAGUACUGCAUCUGGGACCGUUUUAAGGAGCUAGAUGAGAUGGAGUUGAGUCGGUCCAUGAACCUUGCAAAACUAGUUGCAGAGAUGCUCGCAAACUUCUCCUUGUCGCUAGCAACACUGAAGGUUGUCAACCUGGCGAACCCAGUGGAGAUGACCCCCAAAAAGACCAUGCAUUUCAGGAUGAUGUUUGAGACCUUGAUGCAGAAAGAAGACUCGCUUAUGUGGAACGUCUUUACCCGUAUCGCUGGGAACCCGGAGCUCGAGCUCUUGAGAGAUGGAAUCGUGAUGUUCGUCCGACAGCAUGUGAUCGCCAAAGACGCAGGGAAGGAGUUGGCUGGCAAAUUCAAGAUCGCCAAGAAGGCGCUUGAUAACUCUGCUGGAGUUUUGAUGUAAUUUGUCCGGCGUGUCUUCCCUGUCUCGGUUACAUGACACGCGGGCUCUCAGUUUUGUUCGGUAUUCUGAGGAAAUGUAGACAGAUCGUUUUUGUACCCUACAUGAUGAUUUCUUUGAAUUGAUGAUGCAAAUUUGUAUUGUUCCAUAAAAUUAAUGGUCAUUAUUACAUACUAUACAAA